Messenger RNA from Colletotrichum lupini, 2568 nucleotides. RefSeq lists its product as uncharacterized. Bases 1 to 2568 code for a protein of 855 amino acids. NCBI's taxonomy places the organism in Eukaryota, Fungi, Ascomycota, Sordariomycetes, Glomerellales, Glomerellaceae. The transcript is spliced from 3 exons. The record is from RefSeq and is a predicted model, not a curated record.
AUGUGCCACCCGCCUCAAUCCCUGCCUUCCCUCGCCACUGCGUACUUCGAGCUGACCGUUCCCUAUCGGCUUAUCGUUGUCAUCGUUGUCAUCGCUUACCACGACGUACCGCUGUGCAUCUAUUCAAGGCUGGUGGUUUCUUCUCCGAUCGCAGAUAUUUUUCCAUGCCCUCUCAUGUCGGAUACUCCUGCAUGCACUCGGUGCCUCCGACCUUGGAGUUCUGGCAUCUCGGGGUCUUAUCGGACUUGCAUCGACUGCAGGGCAAAGGACGCUGCUCGCAAGGCCCGAAAAAGGCACUCCCGCCUGACCGGUCCACCAGGUGAAGCUUCUCCUACCCGCAAAACUCAGUCCAUCUCCAUCGCUCGCCGUCCCAGUCAUGCCGCUGCUGCCUCCCUAAGCAACGAAGGCCUGGCUUCAGCGACUUUGUCUCCAGCUCUUCCGGCAAACGAAGAGAUAACAAUGCUCAGCAUCCCAACUUCUUCGUCCCUUGCGUCUGACCAUAGCUACUGGUGGCUUCAUCUAAGUCGUCUUCAUGUCCGGCCGUUUCGUCAAGCCUGGGCCGGUCGUUGCACAUUUUGCUCAGCAGUCCUUCUAACCACCGAGAAAUCAGGUUGGUGUUGUGUGAACGGUACUCGACUGGCGUCCAAGCUUCCCCCGUACCCACCGGACUUUCAACGCUGGAUCGACAACACUACCUUGCCAUUGUCAGCUAUUAGUCGCCGCUUGAAUUUUUUAUUUGCCUUUUCUGCUAUUGGAGCUUCCGAGGGAUUCGUACACUUUGGCGUGCCCGCUGACGUCGUCGUAUCUGGUCGGGUGUAUCAUCGGCUGCUUGACUUAUCCGCCGGCGAUCACAGCAUGCGUUGGUUUCUGUACGAUGAAGACGCCCGGUCUUUGAAAGCCGCGAAUGCGAACGUUCCCUUGCCUGCUGUUCAGCAAACGAAGCCCCUGAUUCAGUCAGUCAACCCGUACCUCUCUACUAUCCGCCAUGCCUUGCAGCAGGUCGCCGAUGAGGCGAUCCCGUUGGCCGUCGAGCUGAAGGAUUCGUCCCUCAGUGGUGAGGUCGCUGCAGUUAUCAACACACAGAAUCUUGGCACCAUCGACUGCCGCAAAGUCGUUUUCCAUCGCCAUGGUGGUAGGGCUCAGUUUGUUCAUAUCCUCUCCCGACACUACGAGCCUCUUCAGUAUCCAUUGCUAUUUCCCCACGGAACACUGGGCUGGGGCAUCCCUGCACUCGACGAACCCACUCUCAGGCGGUCGGGCACUACAGGGAACGACACACCGGCUCAACAAGCCAAUGGCCUCACACAGCUUCAGUGGUAUCGGGCGUUGCUUCUAUCAGAAGCUCGAUUUCUGACCUUCGGUCGUCUCGCCUGCGAAUACCUGGUUGACAUGUAUUCAAGACUCGAAGAAACAAACCUAGACUACUUACGACGGGCAAGGUCAAUGCAAUCCUCGGGGCUGGACGAACAAACUGCCGAGAUAUCGUCAGACAGCUUGCGCAACAGGUUGCCGGCAACCUUCACCGGCUCCCGGGCAUGGACGUCUGACCAGGUUGCUGAUAGUCUGGCACUGGCACGACACCUUGGAAAGCCGACCUUUUUUAUUACGAUGACGACGAAUCCGGGAUGGCCCGAAAUCGUGAGUUCGAUGAAGGCCGGUCAGCAUUUUACUGAUAUUCCUACGGUAGUCUGUCGUGCUUUCCACAUCCGUCUUCAGCAUCUCAAAUCCUUUAUAAAGGCUCAUUUCGGUCGCAUAUUAUACGUCAUUACCGUAGUCGAGUUUCAGAAACGGGGGCUCCCGCACGCACACAUGCUGAUCAAGGUUGCUCCAGAGCCCCCUAUUGAUGCCCUGGACACUGUCGUUUCCGCUGAACUCCCUCGGUCUGCUGCGGAUGCUACCCUCCGCGCCUCCAUUCUUCGCACCAACAUACACAGGCGAACCCAUCUAUCAGGUCCCUCUUACUGUAACAGGGGUGGCCGGUGUCGAUUCGGAUUCCCUCAUCAGCUUCGUCAACGAACAUCGAUCGAUUCUCAAGGUCGUGUUCACUUUCGUCGCAGAUCAGAACAAGAUGCAUGGGUUGUUCCUUAUAUCCCUGCAUUCAUCCUGUAUAUGGACUCUCACAUUCAUGUUGACGUUUGUCUUUCCGUCAACGUCUUCAUGUAUCUCUUCAAAUAUUUAUUCAAGGGUCCAGACAAGACUAAGCUCCGUGUGGGUGAGGUUCCACUCUCGGACAUAUCGGACGAAUACAUAUUGGGAACCUGUCCGGGUAGCGGGGUUUGGCCAACAGCCCACGCGCUCCGGGUGUUACUCAAUGAGGGAGCAAACUUCUGUCGUCCUGAGCCAUCGAUCAAUACGCACCGUUUUGGGUGUGCUCACGAGCAAAUCCAGAAGGAGCUCCCUUUCACAAACACCCCGGAUCGGAGAGCGCCUUCUGGGUCAUGGAAGGAUCCACUGAUCCAAGGUCGAGCUCUAACGCCGCCUAACAAGUCGAACCUCUCUUUGAGUAACUGGCCCGGCAUCGAGGAGUCGUUGGCUGGCAAUGAGUGUCCGUCAACGAGAGCUUCAUAG